GGCCGCAGACCAGAACCGGAACCAGAAUCCGGAGCUUACGUCCCGUUAUUAUCCCGAAGUCUGUCCGCCUUGACGGUUUUAAAAAACGUUUUUAUUUCUGAUCACGGGGGAUAAAAACGCUUCUCGGUGACGUCAGCGGGGCUGUUUUUGGCUGCUGACGUCAGCGGGCUGCGCUAUUGCAGAGUCACUGCGACGGUCGGACUGUAAACAAGCCGCGGCAGAAGCGUCCAGAACCGGGCCUUUACCGACGCCACCGCCGCUUCUGAUAUUCGUGAGUGAUUUCGCUGAACCGAGCGUCCAUGAGUAGGCUCUGUUACCGGGUGGCUCGGCUCUUGUUUUCCGCGAAGGCGGUCGCUCGGAGCUAGCCUCUCGAGCUAACCCACUAGCCUCUGGAGCUAACCCACUAGCCUGUGGAGCUAACCCGCUAACCUCCAGAGCUAGCCCACUAGCCUCUGGAGGUAACCCGCUAUCAUCCCGAGCUAACCCGCUGUCAUCCGGAGCUACCCCACUAGCCUCUGGAGCUACCCCACUAGCCUCUGGAGCUACCCCACUAGCCUCUGGAGUUACCCCACUAGCCUCCGGAGCUAACCCCGCUAGCCUCCGGAGCUAACCCCGCUAGCCUCCGGAGCUAACCCCGCUAGCCUCCGGAGCUAACCCCGCUAGCCUCCGGAGCUAACCCCGCUAGCCUCCGGAGCUAACCCCGCUAGCCUCCGGAGCUAACCCCGCUAGCCUCCGGAGCUAACCCCGCUAGACUCCGGAGCGAACCCGCUAUCAUCCGGAGCUAACCCGCUAUCAUCCGGAGCUAACCCGCUCGCCUCUGGACCCAACCCACUAGCCUCCGGAGCGAACCCGCUAGCCUCGCUGGCUAGCCGACAGCCGAGGGCCUCGCAGCGGGGGAGCCACCCUGUCUGCCCCGGGGAUCCACCUCUCUCCACAGCGGCCAGGUUCUCCUGAACCCUGGGUGGCUGGUCAGAGCGUCCUCCUCCCACCAUGGAGGCAGGAGGGAAGGACAGCGAGGAGGAGACGCUGCAGACGGCCUUCAAGAAGCUCAGGGUCGACGCUGAGAGUCUUCCAGGAGCAGUGAGUGGUUCAGAGGCUCCCAGAGCAGCGACACGAGUCGGACUGGAAACCAGCGGAGCGAAGCCCAAACUGGGAUGUCCAAAAGACAGCUGGCACGGUUGUACGAGGAAAUCCUCCAGAGGUUCGUCCAGAUCUCAGCGCCGUCGGAGGUCCAAGUCUCCCAUCCUCCACCCCCCAAAGUUCACCUACUGCAGCGCUGCCGCCCUGCCGCCCCCUGGUGGCUGCCUGAAGCAGCAGCGCCUGGCCGAGCCUCGUCCUGACGCCUCCGCGGCCUCCCCGGCCUCGUCUCAGGCCUCCUCAGCCCAGAAGGAGCUCCCCUCCUCGGGUUCUCCAGGCCACAUCUCCCCUCUUGUUUUCGGGUCCCGCCCCACCGAUGACACGCUCACCGGGGGCGUGUCCUCUGAGACCACGCCCCCCAGACAGGAAGCAGGAAGUUCGCCUGGUGAGGAGGAGAAAAGUUCCGAGUCCGGAGCGGCUCGUAGACCCGCCGAGGCCGCCGACUUCCGGGCUUUAUCCGAGCUGCACGGCUGUUCCUGCUCCCCGGAGGAGGGGGCGGAGCCUCGCUGUCGCUGCCAAGCCAAUCAGAGGAGCUGGAACGGUGUGGAGGUGUACUCCUUCACAGGGCUCCGAGAUGUCAUCUCCGAGUGCGAGAGGAGUCUGCCGAGCCACGAGGACAGAACUCUGAGCGGAAACGUUGCCUCGCCGUCCUCCGGUUCUCCUCGGUCAUGCUCGGAGCAGGCCAGGGCGUACGUGGACGACAUCACGAUAGAAGACCUGUCCGGAUAUAUGGAGUUCUACCUCUACAUCCCCAAGAAGAUGUCCCACAUGGCAGAGAUGAUGUACACCUAGAGAUGAUUAUUAUUCUAUCAGAGGGAGAAGAAAGAAUUCCAUAUGAGCUGAUUUAAUCACCGUUAGUCGGACUACCACUCCUCCCCGUUUGUGCUCUGUGGGUCCGUUUGUUUGUUUUUCUUCAUUUUCAGUUUACAAACGAAGUUGCCAAAGCUCUGGGUGCCGGAGGAGGAACUAGUGCUUCUGUUUGUGGCAUCGUCACCGUCUGGAGUUCAUUCAAUAAAGAAUAAAGAAGUUUCUGUUGGAAAAGUUUAA
Molecule: messenger RNA, 2184 nt
Organism: Amphiprion ocellaris (clown anemonefish)
Lineage: Eukaryota; Metazoa; Chordata; Actinopteri; Pomacentridae
Gene: oser1
Product: oxidative stress responsive serine-rich 1
Exons: 4
Coding region: 991-1929 (312 amino acids)
Biological process (GO): cellular response to hydrogen peroxide
Source: RefSeq, a predicted model, not a curated record